AGGAACAAGUAGGGCUUGAAUGUACUUGCGCGCUUGAGACUGCAGAACUUUUAGCCUCAACAGUUCGUUGCCUUGCUGCUUUUGAUACUAUGUGUCUCACCGACGACUUUCUUUACGAGCAGUAAACCUAUCUAACAAGGUUGACCUCUCGUUCAUAGGGCAGUAAAGUCUAGCCUGGCAACGAUUUGUUAGUGAAGCAAGCCAGCCAGGAUGGCCGGGGGCAACCUAUUUAAAGGACUCUACUCCUCGGAUUCUCUAUCGAGACCGCAGCGCCUCGCACGCGCUGCGGCUGUGGGCGUGGUUGUCUGCGGUGGAGCGUACGCGGUGAACCGGCGCUGCCGGCCAGAGUCUGUCCGACCAAAGCAGAGCGAGAAGAGAUUUCUUCUGCCUCAACCAGUUGUGGAUGCCAUAUGCGGCGCCGUCGGCGAGGUAUCGCAGAUAGUUCUGCUAUACCCACUUGAAACCAUCAAGGUGCGGUGUCAGGCCGACUGCCUGAGCGCCACCGCCGUGGUCCAGAACAUGACCCGCAACGGCUGGGGGCCGCACGUGGUGCAGCAGCUCUACGCCGGGCUGGGCUCCGCCGCCGCCUUCUCGGUGGUGGUGGGCGCCAUCCACUGGCUCACCUUCUGCACCGCCAAGCGCGCGGCGCUGGACGUGAUGGUGCAGCAGGCCAACGAGGCCAAGGCCAAGGCGGCGGCGGAGGGCGGCGCCGGCGCGGCGCUGGGCGCCGCCGCCGCCAGCAGCACGGCGGCGCCGGGCAAGACGCACAAGGGCGGCAGCAGCGGCAGCCAGAGCGGCACAGCACACCUGCACGUGUCCAGCGGCCACCACAUGCACGACCAGGAGGUGCGGCUGGAGCGCGGGGCCGCCGCCGCCGGGGGCGCGGCAGGCGGCGGCGCCGCCGGCUCGGACGCGGCCAAGAAGGCGUCAGGGGGCGGCGGCGGGGGCCACGGCGGCGGUCUGGAGGAGGCCCCGGAGGGCGCUGACGUGGGCAUGCUGGCCAGCGCCAACAUGGUGGGGGCCACUGUGGGCGCCAUCAUGACGGCGCUGGUGGAGGGGCCGCUGGAGCUGUUCCGGCACCAGGCGCAGGCGGGGCUAAUCAGCGGCAACCUGUUCCGGGAGAUGAACAACGUGGUCAAGAAGCAGGGCCCCAUGGGCCUGUACUGGGGCUUCCUGCCGUACUGCCUGGAGUCGUUCCCCUACGACAUCAGCGAGCUGGCCACAUACAGCCAGCUGCGCGACGUGUACAACCAGGCCGUGACCCAGGCCAACGCGCUCACGGGCGGCAAGGCCAGCGCGCUGUUCGGGCCGGAGGCCAAGGUGCCCAGCCAGUUGUGGGACAUUGCCAUCGGCGCGGCGGCAGGCAGCGCGGCCACGCUCAUAUCCAUGCCCUUCGACGUGGUCAAGACCUACAUGCAGACGCACGCGGGCGAGGCUGUGUCCAUGUCGGCGGUGGCGCAGGUGCGCGCCUUCUUCGCCACCGGCAGCCGCAUGGUGGCGCAGCACGGAGCCGGCGCGCUGUGGGUGGGCGUGGUGCCGCGCCUGGCGCAGCAGGUGCCCAGCUGCACCAUUUGCUGGUGGGCGGUGGAGGCGUGCCAGCACUGGCUCAAGCCCAUCACCGCGCCCGCGUAGAUACCGUAGGGCGGGUGAUGGUGUGGGGAUGGGGAUGGGGCAGGGCUUGAGGUGGGGGUGAGAGGGCACUGCGAACGGGAGGCGGGUGCUGGGUGGUGCGGCAGGUAGGCGGGGAGCGGGGUUGGCGAAUCAUUUUAAUGCGCGUGGGGCUGCAGUUUUGCAUGCGAGCGUAUGGGUUUGCCCGCAGGGUGUAUGCUCCGGCGGGUGUCGUGUCAUUUUUGCGGCGCGUGUGUGGGCGGCGCUUGGGGUUGAUGUCGUCCUGCGGUGUGACAGGGCAUGUGGCGGGGUCGUCGUACCCAAGCCAUGCCAUGCACGCGGCGCCAUUAAUCUGUUCGGGGUUGAGUGGGAUGGUGCUGAGAGCGGAGAGAGACACUAGAGAGCGGGGAAGAGCGACCUCGCGCGAGGAGUGCUGAGGCCGAAUCGGGCGCGUCCAUCCAGAGCCAGAGUACUGAGGCCGAAUCGGGCGCGUCCAUCCAGAGGCAGAGCAAGCGCACGCGCAAGGCUAGCACCGGGCUACAGUGCUGGUGGUGGUGGCCGCUUCUGAGUAGCCGCUAUGGAACUCCUCAAGUUUUGCCCCACGGCUUGCGCAUUCUUUAUUCCACGGUGUGGGCUAUUAUUGGUUAAGCCCCUUCGCGGGGGCUAUGUUUAUUGAUUGUGCAGUUCGUGCGUGCGUGAGCCCUGGCGCCCGUCGCACGCAGGCACGCGCACUCCAAUUACGUGAGAGCGUAUGUGAGUUGCCGGUGUUAAAAGAAAUGGGUCAGUCGCAGCUGGCCUUGAACGCGGUGUUUAAUGGUCCAGUGGCAAUGGCUGCUUUAAGUGGGCCAGCGCGGCACUGUGGACCCUACCUCGCUCCUGACGGAAACAGGCCAGCCCGAGCCUGAGGAGUUGUGAGCGCACAUGCUUGCCAGCCAGGCAGCCAGCCAGCCGCUGCUGCGCAGGUGCAUAAUUGCAUUCACGCGCUGCAUGGGCGCGAGGCCUGCUGGCGGCAGUGUUGUACGCCAUGCCGCCCGGUCAAGCAGAGGAUGCGACCAUCAGCACAAUGUAGUGCCAAGUCUGGGGCUUACAACGUGGGACGUCUGAGUCCGGGGCACUCCUGGUUUGUGCCGGCAGAGUCGCUGUCUGUCUGUCCGACUCUGGGGCGUUACAACUGGCGCUAUGUGCAGCAAUCUGUGCUGUUAGUGAGGGUUCUGACUGUGUCCUCAACAUCGGGUUACUGUGCAAGACUUGUAACUGUAUAUGAGU
This is a messenger RNA of Chlamydomonas reinhardtii, 2874 nucleotides long. RefSeq lists its product as uncharacterized. The record is from RefSeq and is a predicted model, not a curated record. The coding region runs from base 211 to 1632 and encodes 473 amino acids. NCBI's taxonomy places the organism in Eukaryota, Viridiplantae, Chlorophyta, Chlorophyceae, Chlamydomonadales, Chlamydomonadaceae. Gene Ontology annotation, molecular function: S-adenosyl-L-methionine transmembrane transporter activity. Gene Ontology annotation, cellular component: mitochondrial inner membrane. The transcript has 7 exons.